This is a messenger RNA of Tetrapisispora phaffii CBS 4417, 843 nucleotides long. RefSeq lists its product as uncharacterized. The coding region runs from base 1 to 843 and encodes 280 amino acids. The record is from RefSeq and is a predicted model, not a curated record. The transcript has a single exon. NCBI's taxonomy places the organism in Eukaryota, Fungi, Ascomycota, Saccharomycetes, Saccharomycetales, Saccharomycetaceae.
AUGACUGGUUUCACAAUGACAUACGACACGCUGAUAGAACAAUACAAUACAAUGGUAAGCAAUAGAGACAAGCAAAACAAUGCGGUCUCGCCUGAGAACCAAGAGGUUCUCAACAAGGUUUUCAACGAACUGAUUCUUUCCUUAGAGGCUCCGCUUCUUGAGUUCGUUGAUAUUUUGUUGGAGAAUGUGAUGUACCCUACUGGGGGUGCUGGCCAUGGACAGGCUUCGGACAGAAAAAAGUCUUUCGAUGAGUCUGUGUAUCUCUUGGGCAACGGUGUUUUCCUGGAGAUCAUCCAUUUGAGGAAUCUCACAACAAAACUUAUCGCCAACGCUAGAAGUUACGAUGGUAGUAAAGCGGGGUUUGACAGAGUGCAAUACAUCCCUAAGAAUCUCAAAUAUCUGCAGAAUUUACAUAUCUUGCUGAUUUUUGUGCUGCAAAGACUGAGUGAGAUGAUGGAAAAUUCCAGCUUCUCUCAAAAAUACUAUAAGAAGAUCAUUGUCAACUCUAUCGAGGAUUUCAAGAUGAACUUCCAAAUAUUCAAGCUUUUGGAUAAGGUCCUAGUGAACUUGUUCAACAUGGCUUUGCAGACAGGGGACUCCGAUUCGAAGAUCUUCACCAUCACAGACGACAUCAUGGACGACAUCAAGCGCUUCACAGACUUCAACAAAAACUGGUAUAUCGACCUGAUGACACACUCUAACGCAUUCGAGGCAUUUAUGAGCAAACAGAGUAUCUAUCUUCCUGAAAGCGAACUAGGGAAGAUCGUCGUAGAACCUAAAUUCCAGAACUUCCUCUCAGCAAGAAAGGUAAAACUAAACAUCUCAACAAGAAAGGUAUUUUAA